AUGAGUGAGGCGAAGACAGCAAAAUCGCCUAUGGACGUCGGUUAUCUGAAGCAGAAGAGUGAUGAAAAGUUGUUUGAUGAUGGGACCAAAUACCGCAGCCUAGUUGGAGGACUGUUAUACCUAGCAGUCAACACGAGACCGGACAUAGCAGCUUGUACGGCAAUUUUGGGACGGAAAGUGAGUGCACCAUGUGAAUCGGAUUGGACAGCUGCAAGAAGAGUGUUAAGAUACCUCAAAGGGACGAAGGAUUAUCGGUUGCAAUUGGGAAGAAAUCUUGAUGAACCGUUGGCCGGCUAUGCAGACGCCGACUGGGCAGGAGACAUGGACAGCAGACGUUCGACUACUGGUUUUGUUCUUUCGUUCGGCGGAGGAGUUGUUUCGUGGACUAGCCGCCGACAAGCUAGUGUCACUCUGUCGAGUAUGGAGGCUGAGUAUGUGGCGUUAAGCGAGACAUGUCAAGAGACUUUGUGGAUGAGGAAGUUGCUCGGUGACUUCGGUGAAGCUCCGGGUGCACCGACAACGCUGAAGGAGGACAACCAAAGCUGUUUGGCCUUCGUAAGGUCGGAAAGAUCGAACCGUCGCUCGAAGCACAUCGAUACAAGGGAGCGGUUCAUUCAAGAGCUCUGUGAUCGGAAGGAAGUUGCCUUGGAGUACUGCUCUACUGAUGAGAUGCUUGCGGAUCUCCUUACGAAGCCCCUAGGACCGUUGAAGCAUCAAAAGUUCUGUAACAUGCUGGGAUUCCAGAUGAAGAAGUGA
Messenger RNA from Armigeres subalbatus, 756 nucleotides. RefSeq lists its product as uncharacterized. The transcript has a single exon. Lineage: Eukaryota; Metazoa; Arthropoda; Insecta; Diptera; Culicidae. Bases 1 to 756 code for a protein of 251 amino acids. The record is from RefSeq and is a predicted model, not a curated record.